CUAUUUUUGCGCGUUAUGUCGGACCAAUCCAAUUGUUUUGAAUCCAGGCGGAUAUGUCCACCACUUUAGCAGAAAGCGCUGCGCGUGUGCUUCCUACGGAACGGAGAUAGACACUUUAAAGGCGUUAACAUGGCCAUCUCUCGUGCCUACUUCAAGGACCUGCAGGCACUGCUGCAAGGAGUCACCCAGUCACUAGAACGCCACGUGGUUCUGCGAUCAGCAAUCGAGCAUUUCUGCCGCACUGACGGUCGCGAAACCGACAUUGUGAUUUGCUGCUGUAAGAACGAGGAAAUGGUUUGGCUGAAGUACAGCGUCAACAAGGACUUCCAGCGAAUGGUGGAUUCUUGUAAACGUUGGCGCCAAUGUCGCUUGUACAGUGGAAGCCUGAAGAGCAUGAUGGCCGACGACCUGCCCGAGGCCAUACAGCUUUACAUCGAGAGUCUGGAGCCCGUGGUGCGAAACACAAAUACGCUGAUAUAUCGCGGACAACCCAAAGUCAGCAGGACCAAGUGCAUCGUAAGGAUGGUGGACAAGCAGAGCAAGAGCUGCGACUGCGGAGAUGCCUAUAUGGAGGCGGAGGUGCUGCGGCAGCUUCAAUCGCAUCCACAUAUCAUCGAACUGAUGUACACGGUGGAGGAAGAGCGCUACAUGUACAUGGUGCUGGAGCACCUGGACCGUGACAUGCAGGAGGUGAUGCAGGAGCUCGUCAUCUUGGCGGAGCAAAGUGCCAGAUCGGUUAUGAGAUGCACGGUAUCGGCACUGGCGCACAUGCACCAGCUCCAGGUGAUUCAUCGGGACAUCAAGCCGGAAAAUCUGCGGGUCUGCUUCACCUCCGGCGUGUGGAACUUCGAAAUGGUCAAGGUAGCGGACUUUGGCUUGGCCACUUACUAUCGUGGUAGCGAGUUGUACACCUGCUGCGGCAAUCCAGGCUACAUGGCGCCCGAGAUGAUCGCGAUGUCGGGCUACGAUCACCAGGUGGACUCCUGGUCGCUGGGAGUUACUCUGUUCUAUAUGCUCUGCGGCCAGAGGCCCUUUGCUAGUGCCAGUCAAAAUGCGAGUGAGAUCUAUGCUGCGCUCAUGAGUGGUGGGCCCAGCUAUCCCAAGGACAUGGAAGGAGUCCUGAGUCCAGAGGCCAGCCAGUUGAUCGACGGACUGCUAGUGAGCAAUCCCAACUAUCGUUCCACCAUCGCUGAGCUCGGACAGCAUCCGUUCUUGGCCAUAUAGCGCUGUUACCAAAUUUUCCGUAUUGAAUUGUUUAGAUAUGCAAUCAAUUUGAAUAGAUUCAUGUUAGGCCCA
Messenger RNA from Drosophila santomea, 1296 nucleotides. Its product is annotated as serine/threonine-protein kinase GM11705. Gene Ontology annotation, molecular function: protein kinase activity; ATP binding. NCBI's taxonomy places the organism in Eukaryota, Metazoa, Arthropoda, Insecta, Diptera, Drosophilidae. Gene Ontology annotation, cellular component: cytoplasm; nucleus; centrosome. Gene Ontology annotation, biological process: mitotic cell cycle; regulation of cytokinesis; intracellular signal transduction. The record is from RefSeq and is a predicted model, not a curated record.